UUCGCGUGCAGGUUGAAUCUGCCGUUCAUUUCUAUCUCCUAUUUCAGUCCGCUGUAGCCACAGGGGAAAGGCAAAGCGCAAGAGGGGAGUUCAAGAAAGGGCGGUUCAUGAGAAGCUAAUGGCGACCCUCCUCUGGAGAAGAAGGCUACCCGGGGUCACAUACCUUAGCCAGGUUUCCUCUCACGUAUUCUCUCCUAAAUAUAGUUCAAUAAAAUGCUGUAAAUAUGCUACUGACAGAAUUGUUGAUAUUGGACAGCCAACUUGUAGAUCUCAUCCCGAGUUAUUUAGUGAAGGGGAGAUUACUUCUGGUAUCUCUAUACAUGAAUACAUCUCAAGGCGGAAAAAGCUCAUAGAGUUACUUCCAGAGAGGAGCUUGGCUAUCAUAGCAUCUGCUCCUGUCAAAAUGAUGACCGAAGUUGUGCCAUACUCAUUUAGACAGGACGCUGAUUACCUCUACAUCACUGGUUGCUUACAACCUGGAGGUGUAGCAGUUAUAACUGAUGAGUGCGGUCUAUGCAUGUUCAUGCCAGAUCCUGAUCCACAUGAUGAGGCUUGGCAAGGUCCAGUAGCUGGAGUUGAUGCAGCUUUAAAUUAUUUUAAGGCCGACAAAUCAUAUCCUAUGAGCAAAUUGCAUCAGGUCCUUCCAGAAAUGAUUGGUAAAGCAUCUAAAGUAUUCCACAAUAGAAAUACAGUCUCAACAUCUUAUACUGAUCUGGAAUCCUUUCAGAGGGCAAUGAACAGUGGUAAAGUAAAAGACCUCUCGUACUAUACUCAUGAACUUAGAUGGAUCAAAUCUCCAUCUGAACUAAAGUUAAUGCGGCAAUCUGCAUCGAUUGCAUGUCAGUCUCUGUUGCAAACGAUGUUAUUCUCAAGGAUGAACCCUGAAGAGAGUAAGUUAUCUGCCAAGGUAGAGUAUGAAUGCAAAAUGAGAGGUGCUCAAAGGAUGGCGUUUAAUCCUGUCGUGGGUGGAGGAGCAAAUGGCAGCGUAAUACACUACUCCCGGAAUGAUAAAAAAAUCCAACAUGGUGAUUUUGUACUAAUGGACGUGGGAUGUGAGUUUCAUGGUUAUCUUAGUGACCUAACACGCACUUGGCCACCAUGUGGUAGCUUCUCUUUUCAGGAAGCUCUGUAUGAACUCGUACUUGAGACAAACAAAGAAUGUAUCAAGCUUUGUAAACCAGGUGCUAGCAUUCAGGAGAUACAUAACCAAUCAGUUCAAAUGCUGAGGAGAGGUUGCAAGCAAAUUGGAAUCCUUAAAGAUGAAAGAAGCUAUACAUAUUAUCAGCUAAAUCCAACUUCAAUAGGUCAUUAUUUAGGAAUGGAUGUUCAUGAUUGUGCUACUAUUAGCAAUGAUCGGCCCUUGCAACCAGGUGUUGUCAUAACAAUUGAACCAGGAAUUUACAUCCCUAUCUCCUUCAAUGCACCUGAAAGUUAUCGAGGCUUUGGUAUUAGAAUUGAGGAUGAAGUUCUCAUCACUGAAACUGGUUAUGAGGUGAUGACUGCAUCAAUGCCAAAAGAAAUUUCACAUAUUAAGUCUUUGCUGAAUUUUGAUAAUAUCAGAUCAGAAAUACCAGAUUUGAGAGCAGCUCUCAGUUGAAUCUCACGGUAAAAAAUGCUGUUUCAAAUUGUAUAUUUGAACUAAUUUAUUAUUUUGUGGCCUUUAUAUGUUCAAAAUUCUCAGCUAAAGUAUCAGAACAGAAGUGCCUUGUUGAUGUAAGUAGGCACUGUGAUGAUUCUUAUAAAUCUUGUUUUUUUCGAAAUAUUUAAUUAAUGAAGCUAAUUAAAGGCAUACGGCCCAUGUUUGCCUUUCACAUUAAGGCUU
Messenger RNA from Dendrobium catenatum, 1822 nucleotides. RefSeq names its product intermediate cleaving peptidase 55, mitochondrial. The record is from RefSeq and is a predicted model, not a curated record. Gene Ontology annotation, molecular function: manganese ion binding; metalloaminopeptidase activity. Gene Ontology annotation, cellular component: mitochondrion. The transcript is spliced from 14 exons. NCBI's taxonomy places the organism in Eukaryota, Viridiplantae, Streptophyta, Magnoliopsida, Asparagales, Orchidaceae. Bases 119 to 1597 code for a protein of 492 amino acids.